Messenger RNA from Cricetulus griseus (Chinese hamster), 8082 nucleotides. The record is from RefSeq and is a predicted model, not a curated record. NCBI's taxonomy places the organism in Eukaryota, Metazoa, Chordata, Mammalia, Rodentia, Cricetidae.
CCCCAGGGGCCAUAUCAUUUUAUCUGUGCCUGUUAAGCAUGUAUCACUAAGAGACAGACUGACAACCACAGUGUUGCUGUCACCCCAAAAGACAGCUGGUGACGUCGUUGUUGACUGUUGUCAGGGGUCACCAGGCAGUGACAAAAUGAGUUCUUGAGUUUAAUGACAGGGCCCUGUGUGGUAGAAGGAGAAAACAGACUCUGCAGUUGUCCUCUGACCUCCACACACGUGCAUACUUACACACACCAAAUACAUGAAUAGAACGUAAUUAAACAAUUAAAAAACUUGUCAGCCAGCACUCAGGAGGCAGAGGCAGGCAAAUCUGUGAGAUCAAGGCCAGCCUGGUCUACAGAGUGAGUUCCAGGACAGUCAGGGCUACACAGGGAAACCCUGUCUUGGAAAACCAUAAUAAUUACCAGUCGGGGGUCAUUCUGCUUGUUCAGCUGCUUCUGACUGGCUUUCUGUGGCUGAAUGCUGUGAAUUAGGGUUCCAGCUUGCUGUGGAACUCCAUGUUGCACAUCACCCGUGAGGUCUCUUCCAGUUUGGACAGAUUCCAUUGGCCUAGGCCAUCUGUUGAAGAAACAAGGCAGUUUUUCAAAUUUUGUUGAGACAAAUUUUGUUUGGUGAGACAGGGUCUCACUCUGUAGUCCAGGUUGUCCCUAACUCAAAGCAACUCCCCUAACCCCCCAGCCCCCCACCCCUGAGCUGUGAUGGAAUUAAAGGCAUUUGUCACCAAGCCAGGUAGCCUUUCUGUCUUGGUUGUUGUUGGAUUUGGGGGAUUCUGUUUGUCAGUCCUUUUCCAAAUACACCUCCCAGGUACUCCCCAUUCAUCAGGCUGCCUUUUACCCCACCGAUAGUGUUCUUGAUACAUGGAAGUUUUAAGUUUUUGCUAAGUCAUUAAGUUCAGAUUGUCUGGUUUUUCUCAUGUUGGCUGCUUUUGGUCACUACCAAAUGUAGCAUCUUGAGUUUGGUCUUUAAUCUUUCUAAAUGUUUUAUAUAGUUUUAUUCCUUUGUUUCAUUCAUUUUGAGUUGUUAGAACUACAAAAAUUCAACACACAGGAUUUCCUGUGUCCUAGAGCUUGCCAUUUGCUUCCUGGUGAACACUCUUUGCCCAGCUUGGUGUGUAGAGUACCACCAACUCAAUUGGCAUUGGGUUCAAUGUUUGGCAAGGCCUCUUUGUAAAGAUCAGGUGGAAUAAUGGCGGCUUUUUUACCUCCUAUGAUGCUGAGAUGGAUCAUGGUUUCAGGGGGCCGUCAAACUUUUGGGUCUCAGACUUGACUCCAGAGCAUGAAUGGUGGAGAAGGCUAAUUAAUAGCAGGAUUUGCCCUGCACCCUGGGGUGCCAGAUUCUGUCAGGGUGGGGCCCAAGAAUGUACAGUGUUGGCAAGUUCUCUGGUGAUAUCACUGUUUGGAGACUCUGCCAUGAGCCACUGUGUUCCAACCCUUGUAAGUUUCACUAAAUGCACACGGGAGUCUUCUGGGGACCUGACAGUAUGCUGGGAUAUGUUUUUUGUUUUGUUUUGUUUUUCAACUUGUUUGGAGGGGAGAUAAUUCUGUAGCCCAGGCAGGCCUUGAACUUGUGUCCCUGUUGCCUCAUCCUCCCAAGUGCUGGGAACAGGCUUGAGCCUCUAUGUCAAGCCAGUGGUGGGAUUCAGUCGAUCCCAGUGUUCUGAGUCACCAGCCACUGCCAGCCCUAUUAUCAGCCCUCAAAUUCACCAUAAUUUCUCUUCCCACACUUGGCACUUCCAGGAAAGGGGUGACCUCGGAGAGCAAUAACCUCCAAGAGCAGUGACCCAGAUAUUCCUUUCUUGCCCUCAAGCCCUAGGCACUAAGUAAGCCCUGAGCCAGCCCUGGGUAGAGAUUGGUAAUUGAAUGAAAUCAUAGUCACCUCUCUUUACAAACCUUCUGGAACGUUCUGCUUUGGAAUGUUCUAAUCUCUGGUUCGGGAUGCUGGGCUUGCUCAUUUCCAUAGCUUUCUCUUUCACAGGCAAGUUGUCAGAGUCAGGGCUCCCAGGAACUUAGCCAUCACCUGUGAUAGAGUGACCAGCUUGUUCAUCUGUCUCUGGGACAUCUUCAGGUUUGGGGGUUUUGUUUGUUUAUUGUUUUUCUUUCAGUCCUAGAUAUUAAACCCAGGGCCUUGCACAUGAUAGGUAAGUGUCCUGCCUCUAAGCUGUAUCCUCAAACCAACCUGUCGUCAUUGUGUUUGUUUCCUGAGAUGGGAUCUCACUAUGUAGUCUAGGCUAGCCUCAAAAUUGUGACAAUCGUCCCCGCACCUCCCCAGGCCUAGGAUCCAGAUAUCAAGCCACCAUGCCAAGCUCCUUUUGUCAUGUUUUUAUUUCGAAGCAGACUCUUACUACAUUUCCCAGGUUGGUCUUGAACCUGAAAUCUUCUACUUUGGCUUUUUAGUUAUAGCACAAACCUCCUUGUCCAGGGAGCCGUCCAUGGUCCCUAGCAGACAGGUUCAGUUAGUCAGUUUCCUGAGGAACCACCAGGUUUCUUCCUACUUUGAAAUGGGGGGUGGGGGAGGUCCUAGUUGUCUGCAUCUCUGUGACACUUGAUAUCAUUGCUGGCACUAAGUAAAGAGGAAGAAUUGUGACAUUUGACAUCAUUGCUAGCUGGAGAAGGCAGAAUUAAAAGAUGCCUAGUGGCAAGAAGUUGUGGUUUCAGUCAGGACUUGGCCUCAGAUUGAGACACUCUGUGUUGAGAAAACCUUUACCAGAAGGAGCCAGGACCUGUGGUUUCUCCUUCCCUGUGAGAAGACACCCUGUGUAAGAGCUGGGGAAGCAGAGAUGUUGGUACAUAGCUUGGACCCCAAAAGGGCUACCUGGGGCUCUCCAAUUGGCUCCGGAGCCAGCUGCCCCACCCCAUGUGGUAUAGAUUGGGUCCUCACUGGGAAUUCUGGGUGCGUUAAAAAGAAACUUGGCCAAAGGACUUUGCAGGUGAAAUAACUUUCCGUGAAGGCCUGAUGGCUUGAGUUCGGUGUUGGAACCCAUGUAAAAAGCCAGAUGCUCUAGGGCACAUGUGUGCAGCACUUCUUUGGUGAGAUGGAAGGCAAAGACAGGAAAAUCAGCUGGAAGCUUGAGAGCCACUGUGGCACAUAGGGGACCACUGUGACAUCGUGGUAGAAAUGACACCUGCUUCAACAAGAUGGAAAAAGAGAACCGUCUACCAAGAAUUGGUCUCUGAUCUCCAUGGAGAGAUUUGUCAGCAGAAUUGAGGCCAAGGUCAGGGUCAUGAUGCACUCUAUUAGGUAAGCCAAGAAUUUUAGUCUGUGUGUGGGUGCACGCCUAUUGUGUUAAUUCUUGGUCUUUGAAGAUCACUUUCAAAUAAAGUCGUUUGGUUUGGUUUGGUUUGGUGAGGCAGGGUCUUGCUGAGUAGCCCAAGGUAGCUUUGAAUUUGAUGUGUACCUCAGGCUGGCCUUGCAUUCACUGUUUAGCUGGAGCUGACUUUAAACCCUUGACCGCAUGCUGGGAUUUGGCAGAUGUUACCACACCUAUCAUCUUGCCCUCAAAUCUCCCUCUAAUAACCAGGCUAAGAUAGAAAGUGGCUGUUUAGCCCCUCCCACAAAGCACUUACAGGGAGUGGCCUCUGUGCCCACAAGGUCAGAUUUUAAGAGGAAGAAACAAAGGAUGUGGAAUGUCUCUGGAAACAGCAGACUCCGGCCCAGCCCACCUGUCAUCAAACCAAAUCAGAUGUCAUGGCACCCCCAGUACCGCAGCUCCAAGUUCCGACAUGUCUACGGCAAGCCCGCCAGCAAAGAGAACUGCUACGACUCGGUGCCCAUCACACGUAGCGUCCAUGACAACCACUUCUGUGCUGUGAACCCCCAUUUCAUCGCUGUGGUCACUGAAUGCGCCGGCGGGGGAGCCUUCCUUGUCAUCCCCUUGCAUCAGACAGGAAAGUUGGACCCUCACUACCCCAAGGUCUGCGGGCACAGAGGGAAUGUCUUGGACAUCAAGUGGAAUCCUUUCAAUGACUUCGAGAUUGCCUCCUGUUCUGAAGAUGCCACGAUUAAAAUCUGGAACAUCCCCAAGCAGUUGUUGACAAGGAACCUCACAACCUACAGAAAGGAACUGGUGGGCCAUUCGCGCAGGGUGGGGCUGGUGGAAUGGCACCCCACGGCUGCCAACAUCCUCUUCAGCGCUGGCUAUGACUACAAGGUGAUGGUGUGGAACCUGGACACAAAGGAAUCUGUAAUUGCAAACCCCAUGAGGACAAUCACCUGUCACCAAGAUGUGAUCCUCUCCAUGUCCUUCAACACCAAUGGCAGCCUGCUGGCCACCACCUGUAAGGACCGCAAGAUUCGGGUUGUCGACCCCCGUGUGGGGAUUGUCCUCCAGGAAGCCAGCUACAAGGGGCACCGGGCCAACAAAGUGCUCUUCCUGGGGAACCUCAAGAAGCUGCUGUCCACAGGUACUUCCAGAUGGAACAACCGGCAGAUGGCCCUUUGGGACCAGGACAACCUUUCUGUGCCCCUCACAGAAGAGGACCUGGAUGGCUCCUCGGGUGUGUUGUUUCCCUUCUACGACUCAGAUACCAGCAUGCUGUACAUUGUGGGGAAGGGAGAUGGGAACAUCCGGUACUAUGAGGUGAACCCUGAAAAGCCUUACCUGAGCUACCUGACUGAGUACCGCUCCUACAACCCACAGAAGGGGAUCGGUGUCAUGCCAAAGAGAGGUCUCGAUGUGUCUUCCUGUGAGAUCUUCCGCUUCUAUAAGCUGAUCACCACCAAAAGCCUCAUUGAGCCUGUGUCCAUGAUUGUACCCCGGAGGUCAGAAUCCUACCAAGAGGACAUUUACCCGCCCACGGCAGCAGCCCAGCCCUCCCUGGCAGCCCACGAGUGGCUCAGCGGAAUAAACAGAGAGCCUGUCAUGAUGUCCCUGAGACCUGGCUCUGAACUUCUGGACUCCCAGCCACUGCCUCCAGAGAAACCUCUCUCCAAUUUUAUGUUCCAAGUUUCACCCCAGCCCUUGGAACCUAUGGCACAGCUGGUGACAAAAGAUGGCCAUACACAUUGCUCUCUGCUGGACGAGAAGGCAUCAAAGUGGGCCACAGAGCAGCGGCUGGAGGAGAAGUCAUGGCUCACCAAUGGCUUUGAUGUUUUCGAAUGUCCCCCACCAAAGACAGAGAAUGAGCUGCUGCAGAUGUUUUACCGGCAACAGGAGGAGAUCCGAAGACUCCGGGAGCUGUUGAUCCAGAGAGAGGUCCAGACCAAGCAGCUGGAACUGGAGAUCAAAAACCUGCGGAUGGGCUUAGGACAGUUCUGAGCAGAGGUCUCCGCCAUCCUUGCCCUCAGGGACAACACUAGGCUCUGUGGGGAGGUCCAGAACCAAACCACAGGUCCCCGAGAACAACCACUAUUUCUAUAUUUUAUACCAGAAAACAAAACUCUCAGUCGCUGAAAGAGAUCUCAGUGGGACUUGGUGCCGCUUUCCUGUUGCCUUCUCAUAGCUGCAGUUUCUGCCCUGACUGCUUUAGAUUGCACCCUGCCUUCUACUGAAUUCUGGUUUUAAGGGUUGGUGAGGAACUAUGACCUCCCAGCGGGGGGAAAAGCUUGGUAGCAAGAUGUGGACGGACUGAGUAGGUCAAUCUGCCUGUGGUUUGCAACUCUGGUCAUAGAGGGUGGUUUUGGUCAGUGGGCUUCAUCUUAACAGAUGGCCCCCAUCUCCAUUAGCCCACUUUGGAAUAUAUACUUUGACUGCUAGAUUAUCUUUUAGAAGUUUGAAAACCAUUGACCUGGCUUAAUUCCCUCCUUCUAUAGGCAAGGAAACUGAGGCCCAGAGAGAGACACACGUGUGAUCUGUUUCCUGGCAGGGCUGGACUGAGGUCCUGUCCUUCUGGGUCUGUCUGGCAGUGCUGUUCUCAGUCCCCACAGUAGGAAUCCAUUAGUUCUGACCUCAGCUAUGUCCCCACUUACUGGUGACCAAGUACUUCUCUCUCUGGUCUCAGUUUUCCCAUCUGAACAGAGGGAAGUUCCAAUGAGCUGCUUCCUCCGUAGCUUGCCACCAAAUACUUGAUUUUGACCAUGCCUGUGGUUUGCUAACCUGGGCUUAAUGAAGAAACUCAAGCUGGUGUGGGGAGCUCAAUCUGAGAAGGAUGAGUGAAGAUUUGGUCCAAUUCUAAACCACAGACAGGUGGCCAAUCCCAUCCUUCCAACCAGAAUCAGCUAGAUGGGGGUAGACCAUAGGUGGAGGACCUCAGAGCUGUGUCCAUGUCUGUUGACUCCAGAGCCUGCCACCUCCCAGAGAGCAGACACAGACUUCCACCCAGGCUAUCAAAGGCCUCUGAGAGGCUGGGGGACCCCCGCACUGGAGGGGGCCAAGCCCCGUGGCCACCCGCCAGAAGGGCUCUUGUUGACUACACUAGGUGAGAAGUGGAACCAGAUAGCUUCUGGUUGGAAAGCCUGCGCCCCUCCCUUGUGUGUCCUGUGCCCUGUCUGAGGCUCUGUCUCUCUUGGUGGUCAGUACAGCAGCCCAGCUAGUGCCUAAGAAGAACUGAGACAAAGCUUACUUCCAAAGCUUACCACACACACACACACACAGCCACACACACACACACACACACACACACGCACAUGCACACGCACACACACUCCUCUGGACAGGCCAACAGUGUUUUCCCCAUCACACAGGGUCACUCUGGAUCUCAAGUGGGAAUUGCAGGAGCCACUCAUGUCACCUAUUUACAUCCCUCUAGAUAGACAUACUGAUGACCAGACCCACUGCACUCUUCAGUGGAAAGUGUGGUCCUCUGGACAAGCUGCCCAGGUGACUUUAGCACAAUGGGGAUGGAGACACUUCUGGCUAGUCUCCUGCACCUGUACUGACAAUGAAAGUAGGACAAUCCCAAGACUCCCACAUGGCCUUGCCCCUCGCUGUCGCUGGUAUCUGCAUACACCAGAGUCCUGUGCUCCUUGGUUUAUUCUCCACCCAUCAAUCAUUAGACUAGGAUUUUAUUCCCAACUCUGUUUGCCUUGUUUGUGCUCCUGAGAAAAAGGCUAAGUCCCAGGCAUUGAUGGGUAACUGGAGCUCCUGGGUUGGGGCUCUCUCAUUGUGACAGUACAUCGUAAUUGGUAAAGCUCCCAUCCCCACCUCCAACCCCAUAUUCAGAAGGCAGGACAGCCUCAGAGUGAAGACACCAGCCCAAAGCCACUGGCUGCCACCCAUGUGUGGCUGGGGGUGGGGUCUCCAGAGCUUCAUCAUAUCUCUGUACAACAUUUCCCCCACCCCCAAGAAAAGCUCUCCCCAUUGUAAGGGACCCAGACGCAGACCUCACAUUCAAGAACAGGUCACAGGCGGCUAUGAACAAAUUUAUUUGUUGUUUUUUUUGUGUUGUUUUUUUUUACAUCUAGAAUAAAUUAUUUAAAUUAUUUCAUAGCAAGGGAGAGGGAUAGGUAAUUUUUAUCAGAUAUUUUUUAAAGUCAUCUUUUUUUUAAGAUUGUGUUUUUAUGUUCUUGAGUUGAUGGAGCAACAGUGCCCACGAAGGCAGUGUCCACCCAGUGGCAAAGCAGCCCUCGUCUCUCUAUUUCAUGCCUUGGGAGCUCCCUUUCUGUUGACUCAGGAACUUUGUGUGGAUGAGGAGAAUGCUUGGAGAUAAACAAUUGGCUAGUACCCACCUUAGCUCUAGAAUAAUUCUGCUUCCUAGAACAAAACUUAAGGGCAUGCCCUAGAGGGAAACAGGAAGUGAGAAAUCUACGCUUUUCAUAUGAAACCGUGCCUGAAGCCUUUGAAUGAUUGUUCUAAUGUUUCUUAAAUUCCUUGUACCUUUGUAAAAAAAAAAAUUAAAGAAAUAAAAGUUAAAAUAGAUGCAGAAUUAUGCAAUGGAAGAAUAUAGCAAUCAACACUGGGUGGUAAUUCCUCCUGUAAUCCCAGCGCUUGGAAGGCUGAGGCAGAAGGAUUGAGUUUCAGUCCAGCCUGAACAAAGAGUGAGAGACCCUGCCUCAACCAAAAUAAUAAUAAAACAGCAAACUCAAUAUUGCAAUGCAUGGAGAUUUCCCUUUGUUAAUUCGUUCUACCAAUACCAAAUACCAGGUGUUUGGACCAGAUACCCCUACUGACAAAAUGGCCAGUAAGUGUUAUCAGUC